AUGUCUCAAAUUAUGGUCGAAGCUUUUGCAAGAAGUUUAAUCGAUAAGAUAAUGUUGGAAGCUUUCGACGUGAUUGGUACAAAUGACGGUGAGCAAUUAUCGUCUCGCAGAGGCAGUAUUUGAUUAAUCUCUUUUUUUAGAGGAUUGACACGCGUAUGAUAUUCUCUAUUAAUUUGCAAAAUAUUAUUACAUACGUCAGUAAUUCAGAUCUUUCUGAUACUAAAAGGAAUGUAUUUAACUUGAGUAUUAUUCGCAUAAUUAUCAACAAGGACAUUAUUCGAAAUAAUUGGCAAUAAUUAAUUGAAAAUUAUUGGGAAUAAUGUUGUCAGAAAAGUUACAAAUGCUGGAUAAUGAGGAAGAACGUGGUAUCCAGUCGCAGAGCAUUCGAACAGUACAGCAAAUACAAAAUCGUUUACGCACAGAUUGCAACGAGUCAGGAACCACGGAAGCAAUAGAAAAGAUGGUGCUUGGUUUACGCAAUCUGCAAAUUGGAGAUUCGACUUCCAUGCCGUAUCACCUAUCCAAGUUAGAAAAACAGGUCAAGCAUGUGGUGCGUAAUAUCGACGGCGUUUCACACGUGGACCCGGCCGAUUUUCUAGAAAUGCACCGGACCCAGGGUGAAGGCGAUGUGCAUCAAAUAGUGCACGAUGCAGUUAUCGAAACCAUAGCGGAGCCGAUGUCUACCGAUGCGGGGAAGGAACUUGAUAAUUCUAACGAAGCGACUAGAGUAUCUAUCAGUCUGCUGCAUCGAAUGAUCGAGGAACUUGAAACGAAAAUGGAAGAACCCGACCAGAAGGAGGAGGCUGUUAGCAAAGGAAAGAUCGAGAUUUGGGAGGAAACGGAGGAACGAUUCAUAAGAACCAUCGAAAGUAUCGACGAUCCUGAUCAUCAGAAUAACAUGGACCUCGUGAACGAGGACAACGUGUGUAAUUUCGCGUACGAGGAGAUCACAUCUUCAACGCCUUUCAUGAAAAAUGUCUCGUUGGAGGAGGUAACGAUCGAAGAGGUUACAUCCUCGCCCAUGUCCGAUCGCGAGGACGUAACGUCCGGUAAAUCGAAGAAGAUGACCCACGACAGCGAAACGCAGUCGGAAGUGCCGAAGAGGAAGGGUAUACUAAGUAGAACGCGGAAAUUAUUACGAACUAUUUUUGGCCGUCGGAAGAAAUGA
Messenger RNA from Heterotrigona itama, 1168 nucleotides. NCBI's taxonomy places the organism in Eukaryota, Metazoa, Arthropoda, Insecta, Hymenoptera, Apidae. The record is from the annotation of a GenBank genome assembly.